Molecule: messenger RNA, 2889 nt
Organism: Penicilliopsis zonata CBS 506.65
Lineage: Eukaryota; Fungi; Ascomycota; Eurotiomycetes; Eurotiales; Aspergillaceae
Exons: 1
Coding region: 1-2889 (962 amino acids)
Cellular component (GO): mitochondrial outer membrane
Molecular function (GO): ATP hydrolysis activity; ATP binding
Source: RefSeq, a predicted model, not a curated record
AUGUUGCCGUCAAUGCAACCAAGGCUGCUCGCACCUCUCGCCCGACCCUGUCGUUUUGUUGCGCAUCGGCGGUAUCCCACCAGCGUCGUUCUAACGCGUCGUUUCCACGCUUCUCGAAAGUGGCUGUCAGCCGCGCCGCACGAUCCAGCGGACACUGUUGACUCGGCAGCGGAUGCUGUGGCCAAGAGCAGUGGCUUCUCCGCCGAAGACCUUCCGAAGGAUGGAGCUGCCACGUCGGCUUCGAAGCCUCCCGGAAAGAAGGAAGCCGGUCGUCCCUAUGGAUCAGCAGUGCGUCGGGCGAUGAGAAAUCGAAGAACAACAAAUGAAUCAGCUCCCGCUGCUCCUCUGGUCCCAGACUGGUUUCGAGAACGCAAUACCCUGCUCAAUGACGGCGCACCGCAGAUCCCGAUACAACAAUCGAUGCAUCAAGUGCGCGUGGAGAACUCGGUAUCAGAGUCGGACAACGUGGCGAAGGAGGAGUCCGCAAGUGGAGGGGAUGGAGCUGACAACGCCGGUGACGGAAAGCCCGUGGAUUCGACGAAUCGAUACGUCGUGGCAGAAGCAGUCUGGGAAGAGCUGGUUGCAUCGGUCAAGGCUGGGUUGGCCUUGCCUUCCCCCAAAUAUUCCCAAGAACCGCCUGCCCUUAAAUCUCAUCUUAUUCUUCAGUACCCCGAUAACGACGGCAUUGUGUUCCUGGACGCCGUGGUCAAGCGGCUGGGCCACGAACUCGGUGCCAGUGUUGUGACCCUCGAUGCGCAAGAUAUUGCCGAGCUGUGCUCUGAACAGGAUCUAGCGGACCGGGGCACCACGUCCCCAAUCAGAUACCUGGGAUAUGAAGUUUAUCGCCCUUUCUCCACAACUACCUGGAACGAGAAUGACGAACUGUCUAUAGAAGGAGAGGGUGACGAAGCUGAUGAAGAUGACGGACCCAGAAUAUCCAGAGACAUUCGGCCAGAUAUUAGCCCGAAGUUUAUCACCAUUGAGACUUCCCGCGAAGCCGGGGAUAUAGCCCUCCCCGUUUUAUUUGGCUUAAAGUCCCUAGCAGCGUCGUUGAAUGGCACAUCCGACCAGGCGGUGGCGGGUCUCUCCGCACGCAGUACAGGCAAAGCGGAAGAUAGGUGGCAUCGACUUGUCAAUGAAAUUAUCCCUUCUGCAAACAAAUCACCCGAACCGACUUCGGAAGAGGAAUCGAAUCUUGAGGCCGGUGAUGGUGCUCAACGACGGAGUGUUCAACCAGGACGUGAUGUGAUCAUUCAGAUACAAGACUACGCGAGCAUUCAAAAUACACGUGAAGGCUCGAGGUUCCUCUCUCUCCUCCGAAAAGUCAUUGAAACCCAUCGGAGACAACGAUCCCGGGUUCUGCUGAUCGGGACUGUCGGGCAGGAUAUCAACGUCUCUUUAUCCCAGGAUGCUGCCAAACGUGUGCCACUCGGCUUUGAUGACCAAUUCUCAAAGACGAUCGUGCUGACUCCGUCUAUGGAGAAUAAGCUUGUUGACAAGACGCUGUUGGAAGAUCGCAGGAAACGGACCAUGGCGAUCAAUAUUCGCCAUCUACAAGAGCUGCUCCGGACAACGAUGACCGACCAAUCUGCAACCAUUGAAGACGGUCUCCUUGACAAUCGCCACUGGGCCUUGGAUGAUGUAACAAUCGAGGCAUCCGGCUUGAGCGAACGAUACUGGACAUACAGCCAGGUCCACCGGAUCGCGACGCUGGCGCUCGGAUGCUGUAAACCGGGAGAGCCACUUUCCUUGGAACAUAUUAGCCAAGGGGUCAGGCUCAUGGAGAAGACAGACAAGAUCAGAAACGAUUGGCUGAAGGAAAAGUGGUCCAAAGCGAGUCCUUCAGUGGACGUGGAUGACCGAGAGCAGCUCCUUAAAUCGCUACGCAAAACAUGCAACACCCACGAGAAGAAGCUCCUCAAUGGUGUUGUCGACGCAAAAAGCAUCCGCACGACUUUUGCCGAUGUGCAUGUCCCCCCCGAAACAAUCGACGCCCUGAAGACCCUGACCUCUCUGUCCCUGAUCCGGCCAGAGGCAUUUACCUACGGUGUCCUGGCUACAGACAAGAUCCCUGGGUUGCUCCUGUACGGGCCUCCGGGAACUGGCAAGACGCUUCUGGCCAAGGCUGUGGCCCGCGAGAGCGGCGCGACGGUGCUCGAAGUGAGCGGGUCGGAGAUCUACGACAUGUAUGUUGGCGAGGGCGAGAAGAACGUCAAGGCCAUCUUCACGCUCGCCAAGAAGCUCAGUCCGUGUGUUGUCUUCAUCGACGAGGCAGAUGCCAUCUUCUGCUCACGCACGGGGGCCAGCAACCGUACAUCGCACCGAGAACUCAUCAAUCAGUUCCUCCGCGAGUGGGACGGGAUGAGCGACCUCUCUGCGUUCAUCAUGGUCGCCACCAACCGGCCGUUCGAUCUCGACGACGCCGUUCUGCGGCGUCUUCCGCGCCGCCUCCUAGUCGAUCUGCCGACGGAGCAGGACCGGCUCGCGAUUCUCCAGAUCCAUCUCAAGGAGGAGACCAUCGACGCCUCGGUCGAUCUGGCGGAGCUUUCGCGGCGUACCCCUUUGUACUCGGGCUCGGACCUCAAGAACCUAUGCGUUGCGGCCGCGCUGGCCUGCGUGCGUGACGAGAACAACCUGGCCGCCCAGCACCAGGGACCGGAAGCAUACACCUACCCGGAGCGACGCACCUUGUCAUGGACACACUUUGAGCGCGGCAUGGAAGAGAUCAGCGCGUCUAUCAGUGAGGAUAUGUCCUCGCUCGCAGCCAUCCGUAAAUUCGAUGAGCAGUAUGGCGAUCGCAAGGGCCGCCGCAAAAAGGGAUCGGCGUGGGGAUUCACGCCCUCGAGCCUGGAUGAAUCGGGGCCCGACUCAGCACGCGUACGGACCUGA